GUGAAGAGAGUUGAAUGAUUGAACUUUUUCUGGCGGAGUUUGUGGCGCGCGGCAAGGCUCCGCCGGCGUCUCCCUCCGCUCUGUGCACUGAAGUGAAGCGGCGCGUCCCGCGGGCUGCUCGGGUGGGCUUCUUUCUCUCGCCUGCGGACGCACACACAAAGCCAUGCGACCUCAAGAGCCCGGCAUGCCCGUGACCCUUCUCCUCUGGAUUGCGGCUGCCUGGGGCUGCCUGCUGGGCGCUGCUGCCGCUGCGGGCGGCGGGGCUGGAGAGACGGCUGCAGGGGCUGCUCGCAGGCAGGAGGAGUCCUUGGCGACAGGCGUCUACGGAGCCAGAUGCGCCUCCAGGUGCCUCAGCUUGCAGAUUACGCGCAUCUCCGCCUUCUUCAAACAUUUCCAGAAUAAUGGAUCUUUGGUCUGGUGUCAGAAUCAUAAACAAUGUUCUAAGUGUCUGGAGCCUUGCAAAGAGUCCUGGGACCUGAAGAGAAAUCAUUGCCAAAGUUUCUGUGAGCCUCUUUUCCCCAAGAAGAACUAUGAAUGCCUAACUAGUUGUGAAUUCCUGAAAUAUAUCCUGUCGGUGAAGCAAGGAGACUGCCCAGCUCCUGAGAAGGCCAGUGGCUUUGCGGCUGCCUGUGUUGAAAGCUGUGAGGCUGACAGUGAAUGCUCUGGCGUGAAAAAAUGCUGCUCCAACGGAUGUGGACAUACAUGCCAAGUACCAAAAAAUCUGUACAAAGGUGUCCCUUUGAAACCCAGAAAGGAAUUGAAGUUUACUGAACUUCAGACUGGACAGUUAGAAGUUAAGUGGUCUUCGAAAUUCAAUAUUUCAAUUGAGCCUGUGCUCUAUGUAGUACAAAGGAGAUGGAACUACGGGAUUCAUCCCAGUGAGGAUGAUGCUACCAGUUGGCAAACUGUGGCACAGACCACAGAUGAAAGAAUACAAUUGUCUGACAUUAGGCCCAGCAGGUGGUACCAGUUUCGUGUGGCCGCCAUUAAUGUGCAUGGAACAAGAGGUUUCACAGCUCCCAGCAAACACUUCCGCUCUUCAAAAGACCCAUCAGCUCCUCCUGCCCCAUCCAAUCUCCGCAUUUCCAAUUCAACUGCAAACAGUGAUGGAACUGUUAGUGCAAGGAUUGUUUGGGAUCUCCCUGAUGAACCUGAUAUCCCAGUCCAUCACUACAAAGUGUUCUGGAGCUGGACUGUUAACAGCAAGUCUCUUGUUCCUGCUAAAAAGAAGAGAAGGAAGACAACAGAUGGGUCUCAGAAUUACGUAGUCUUGGAAGGACUCCAGCCCAACAGUAACUACAUGGUUGAACUUCAGGCAGUUACAUACUGGGGUCAAGUUCGCCUGAAAAGUGCCAAGGUUUCUCUUUACUUCAGUUCUACUCAGACAGCUGUUAAUAGCAAAGAACAUGUAUCUACAGUUAUGAAAGCAAAGAAUGGAUUAACUGAUGCUCUUCCAUCCUUCAAAGGAAGAAGACCCACUCGUCUUCUUGAAAUUGGAGUACCUUUCUAUCAAGAUGAAGAGCUUCAGGUGAAAGUUUAUUGGAAAAAGACAGAAGAUGCUGCCAGUAGGAGUAGAUACCAUGUCCAGUGGUUCCCAGAAUCUUGUACACACAAUGAAACAAAAGGGAUUGAAAAAUCCAGUGAUAUUACAUAUGAAAAUCAUAUAAUUCUUCAGAAUCUGUCAUUUUCAUGCAAAUACAAAGUUACAGUCCAGCCAGCAAGGUCCAAAGGCCGGUUGAAGGCUGAAAGUAUUUACUUUACUACGCCAUCUUGUUCUGAUCUUAAAGGAAAAAAGCACAAGCUUAUAAGUUGUCCUACUGAAGGAGAUUCAAUUGUCCCCAAAGUGUUGGCAAAACCCGAGAAUCUCUCUGCCUCUUUCAUUGUGCAGGACAUAAACAUUACUGGCCAUUUUUCCUGGAAAAUAUCCAAAGAAAAUCUUCAUCAACCCAUGACAGGAUUCCAGGUCACUUGGGCAGAGGUCACAACAGAAAGCAGACAAAACAGUUUGCCCAACAGUAUUAUUUCACAGUCACAAAUAUUGCCAGUAGAUCACUAUGUUCUGACUGUGCCCAAUCUGAGGCCAUCAACUCUUUACCGAUUGGAAGUCCAAGUGCUGACAACAAGUGGAGAAGGACCAGCGAUAAUCAAAUCGUUCCGAACACCUGAUUUACUGACAUCUCCACACAGACCACAUCUGAAACAGCACCAUCCACAUCACUACAAAUCACCACCUGAAAAGUAUUAAAAUUCAUUGGAUCAAUUAGCUGGAAAAAUUAUUAACUGAGCUCUUGCAAGAAGAUCAGAAAAAUGCUUAUACUGAAAUACAGAAUAACUAUACUUCUGGUGGACAGAUUGUUUAGAUACAUCUAUAUUAUGUGGACCGAAGCAAGCAUAUUUGUACUAAUGCCAGGCUGAAAUGUCAUGAAAGGAUCAACUGAGUGCAUAUAAAAAAGAUUCAUCAUGUGUGAAAAUAAAAGUAUAUUGAAUAUACUUCUUUGUCAUCAUAAAAUACAAUGUGUAACACUGACAAGUUUUUUUAAUCAAAUAUUUUUACACCUUUCUUUAUUCCAUUUUUAAACUUAAUAAUAUGAUUCAAGAUGUCAUAGUUAAAUUGUUAGCAGAUGAAAAAAUCAAAUAUGUCACAAGGUGCAGUAGCAGACAAAACCUGUAAUUAAUGAUGAAAUUGCCUAUAUUGAUAUUUUGGUUUUGUAAUAUCCAAAUCAAUGUAUGAUAGCAGAACAGAAGAAAUAACAGGUUUGUGAUCUUUUCCAAUAUUGGAAAAUGUCAAAAAUUUGGAAUUAUUGGUUUUUGCAUGUGGUGUUCACACCUGAAUGCAGAUUUCCCCAGAUAACAGUUGUAAAAAUUCAGUGCAUUGAUAGAAAAGUGGUUUAUAAGUAUAUUAAAGAAUGUGCUUUGGCUUAAGUGGAUUGUGGAUUAUGAUCUCAUAUCUUUAAAUGCCACUUAGACAAAUAUAUGAAAAGGAUUAUGAUGACAUUGAGUUCAAAGAUGCGGUUGAGUCAAGACUAACUGUUCUCCCUCCUUUAUUUAAUAACUAUCCAGUUAACUAAACAGUAGACAUUUGUGUAAAAUAUGCAUGGGGCACCCCAGCUGGUCAUGGCUUGCCUAUUCCUUUUUGAUGGGGAGGCAGCUUUGUAUGUACCAAAAGCACGCACAGGGUUUUUCCUUCAACAGAUGUCCCCACACAAGGAAGAGUUUAAUACGGAAUUGGUAACUGUAGUGCAUUUAGGGCUCGGAUCAGGAUGACAGACUUUGAAGUGCUCUUAAAUAUUGAAAUUUGUGUCAUUAGUGAUGUGAGUAACUCCUCUAAGACAAGCAGUACCUUAUUAUCCCAAGCAAUUCCACAUAUGUUCAGUAAUGCAGUACCCAGGGUUAGAUUCAGCCAUCUUUUCCACUCAGUCUUACCAAUGCUUGUCUUUGCUUUGGCCAUGUAAACCUAUAUGAUUUGCUACAUGCAGAUGUACGUAAUUCUCAGCAUAGCAUAUUUUGAGGCAAACUCUCUUUUCUGUUUCCUAGUAGAAAAAGUAAUUAGAUCCAACCAAUGGUUUUUCCCCCUUUCCAUUAUUUUAUGACCCACAUUUAACAUGGAUGACAGUUUCUGUUUAUCUAACAACAUUGUAUCCUAUAUAGUGAAUAGUAUGGUAACCAACAUUUGAAAGAUUUAGCUGUUCCGUCUUCCCAUCUUUAAUUGGUGAAUAGUAGGGUUGUACCGCUUUCCCAUGUUUAUGUGUUUCUCCAUAAUUUACAAAAGAGGCUUUUUCUGGAAAUUUUAAGUUGUUUAGAAAGAUCAGAGGAGAAUUAAACUAAACUUCUUUCUUAAAAAGAAAGAUCAUACUUCUAUUACAGCUUUGUAUUAGAGAUCAAGUAGAGAGUUAUUCCCUAAGCAUUUAUGAGAUUUGAGAACAACCAUUCCAUAACUGGUGCAUGGAAAUAUAGGUUAUUGUUGACUGAAAUGUAUGAAAUACCAUAAGGAUUUGACCAGCACAGAAAAAUAAUAUUUCAACUAAUAUCACUUGACAUGUCAGAUUUGAUCAUCACAGAAAAAUAAUAUUUCAACUAAUAUCACUUGACAUGUCAGAUGUUCUGUGGAAGAGAACAGUAGUGUGCAGGUGAAAGAGAUGUUAAAGGUUGUAUGCAUUCACAUAUCAACAAGUGCAUUUUUUCUUUUGUUACUGAUGAAACUGAAUAGAGAAGAAAUAGACUUCAUCUAACAUCUGUCUCGCUCUGGGAAUCAUUGAGGUGUUUUUAACUUGCAUGUUUACAAUUUGAUGAUGUACGCUGGUAAUAAAAAUGCCCACAGAUAGGACUUCACAUGUCUGACACAGUGGCAAUUAAUCAUGUUUUAAGAAAUCAAGAAGAAAAGGUAUAUGUAUGAACCAGCUGAUACAGAACCAGUUCAGAAACCCAGAGGCAAAUUUUCAUAUAUAUUCUGCGUUAUUUCCCUCCCUUUUUAUGAUAGGUAAAUGGAUGCUAAAAUUGUAUUAGAGUCGCUGAAGUAUGAAGUCUGUAUUGUUUGCACAUAAAUAGGGUUUGAGAAGAUUACAUGUCUUCAAUCAGAGCUCAAAAAUAUAGGACAGGGACCAGGUGGUUCCAUUCUGGUGUGCUAUCCCUUUAAAAAACAAGUGGUGCUUCUCUCAAAACUGUUGAGAUACUAACUUAUUUAUUUUUAAGUAUCCUUUUUUUGCCAAGUCUUCUUACAUCUGUUCAUCAAGAUCUGUGGAUGUGCAAGUUAAUAUGUCAUACACACCUGUGAGUUAUAAUCCAGGAAUAAGUCGUUGCAUGUUUUUUUUUAAAUUUCAAAACAUUAUUAAAAAAAAUAAUUAAUAGCAACAGAUGUUGAUGGAUCUAUAUGGUUUUGCAUGCCAGAACUCUUAGCUCAGUUAUAGGCAUGAAGUAUAUAACUGUAUCAUCUCUAUUGAAUAUAUUAGUAAAGUACAAUUUACAAAGUAAUUAACAGAGAUUCUAUAUGUAAAAAAAAUAUUUUUCCUUUCUAUGUAAUUAUAUUGUACUGUGGAGAUAACAGAACUGUUUAUCUGUUAACUAAAUUGGCUGUAGAAAUCAUGUUCUUAUAAUGGUCCAAUUUUUAAAAGUUCAUAUUUAUUUAUAUAUGUUCUACAGAAUAAGUUUGAUUUGUGUGUGUCAUGUUACUUAGAGAAUGAUUCUUGUAAAAAAUGUAAAAAUAUAUUGUAAAUAGUAUGCUGUUCAGUUUCUCCUUAUUUUCCUGUUUAGAUUUUGUACAGAUGUUUAACUAAUAAAUAACCCAUCUAUAUGGAAAUGUA
Messenger RNA from Sphaerodactylus townsendi, 5297 nucleotides. RefSeq names its product anosmin 1 (gene ANOS1). The coding region runs from base 164 to 2245 and encodes 693 amino acids. Lineage: Eukaryota; Metazoa; Chordata; Lepidosauria; Squamata; Sphaerodactylidae. Gene Ontology annotation, cellular component: cell surface; extracellular region. The transcript has 14 exons. Gene Ontology annotation, molecular function: protein binding; peptidase inhibitor activity. Gene Ontology annotation, biological process: neuron differentiation. The record is from RefSeq and is a predicted model, not a curated record.